This is a messenger RNA of Brassica rapa (field mustard), 1679 nucleotides long. RefSeq lists its product as uncharacterized. NCBI's taxonomy places the organism in Eukaryota, Viridiplantae, Streptophyta, Magnoliopsida, Brassicales, Brassicaceae. The record is from RefSeq and is a predicted model, not a curated record.
UUAUGCUGUGUUGAUAUAAGUAAUCGUCCAAAUGUUAGGAUUAUAAGCACCAUAGUGUAAUAGACGAAAACAAUAACGUUGCCUCAUGCCAAAGUUGAUGUAUAUUUAACAAAAAAACACCAUUAUAAAUUUUCAUUUACAUGCAACUUUUUUUUAGGCUAAGAGAUUUACAUGCAAUAUUGAUUCCUAUUGAACGUUAGUAAUGUAAUAUUUAAAAGGAAACCACAGAUAGUGGUGACUGGUGUAACACGGUGCAUGUCAGCAAAAAUGACGUUGUAGUGAAUCUUGACCUGUUCGUCUCGGAGUUUACGCUCUACUUUUCCUGAAAUUUCCAUACUAUUUUUCAUUUUAAAAUGUUUAAUCACUCGAAAUCCGUGAAGUCGAAGCAACCGAACAGAGAAGGAGAAAAAAACAACGGUCGUGGGGCUUCACUCUAAUCAUUGCGUUGAUCUGUAAAACAAAAGUUUUACACUAGUCUUGUCUGAAAAAACUUCCAAUAUCUUUCUAUUGUUCUGUUCCUUUCUAACCUCUCAUCUCUCUCUAUCUAUUUAUCAAGGCAGCCAUGGCCGACGAUCAUUCUUUACUCUCCAAGGAUAGUUUUGUCAUGAAGCUUCCUAAACAGUCCUCACUUGUAUUAAGAAUGGUCGUUCUCUUCUUUGUAAUGGUGUGCACUGUGUACAUUUGCUCGAUUUGUCUCAAGCAAAUUGGAGUCAGCCCAAACUAUGGUUUCUUGAACGUUGAAGUCUUUGAGAGGCCUUGUCCUGAGCCUAACAUCGAGCCAUGGGACAUUCCAUUCCUGCAUUACCCUAAACCAAACACAUAUAACAGGGACGAAUGUUCUUGCCAACCGGUUAGGUACUUUGCGAUUAUCUCCAUGCAGAGAUCUGGUAGUGGCUGGUUUGAGACUUUACUUAACAAUCAUACUAACAUAAGCUCCAACGGAGAGAUCUUUUCUAAUAAAGAUAGGAGGGCUAAUGUUUCAACCAUUUUCGAGACACUUGACAAAGUCUAUAACCUAGACUGGUUAAGUAGUGCCUCUAAGAAUGAGUGUACUUCCGCUGUUGGCUUCAAGUGGAUGCUUAAUCAGGGUCUGAUGAAACACCAUGAAGAAAUAGUAGAAUACUUCAAAACCAGAGGCGUCUCUUCAAUUUUUCUCUUCAGAAGAAACUUACUACGCCGCAUGAUAUCAGUACUCGCGAACACUUAUGACAGAGACGCUAAGCUAUUAAACGGGACUCACAAGUCUCACGUCCAUUCUCCCAAAGAAGCUGAGAUACUUGCGGGUUACAAGCCAAUGGUCAACACAACACUUUUGUUAACAGAGCUGAAGAAGAUACAAGAAACGACUCUGAAAGCAUUGGCUUACUUUAAUACCACUCGACAUAUCCUUUUGCAUUACGAAGAUGUUGUGGAGAAGCGCAUUGUGAGACUAGACGAUGUACAAGAGUUUCUUAAGGUCCCAAAACGUGAGUUAAAGAGUCGGCAAGUGAAGAUUCAUCUUGGUUCAUUGUCACAACAUGUACAGAACUGGGAAGAGGUUCAAACCACACUAAAAGGAACCAGUUUCGAAAACUUCUUACGCCAAGAUUUUUAAGUUUAAUUAGUACAUACAUCAGAACAACCUUGUAGGAAAUGUUUUUGGUCAGUUUUGUUUUUCUUUUUGCAGUCAGUUUUAUUUA